Bacillus rossius redtenbacheri is the source of this 2993-nucleotide messenger RNA. Its product is annotated as protein yellow-like. Lineage: Eukaryota; Metazoa; Arthropoda; Insecta; Phasmatodea; Bacillidae. The transcript is spliced from 3 exons. Gene Ontology annotation, cellular component: extracellular region. The record is from RefSeq and is a predicted model, not a curated record. The coding region runs from base 149 to 1555 and encodes 468 amino acids.
UACGUGUAUUGCGUAGUUCACAAACCGGGUUACCGUCAUAACCUCAAAUGUGAGAGAUUGCACGCCGUGUUGAUAGCGCCGUGGAGGGGGUAGCGGGCUAGGAGAAAGCAGCUGGACGGAGCAACUCGCAGCUCGCACUCCGGCAGCGAUGGCCAAGGCGCGAGGCAGGAGGCAGCUGUGGCCGGCUGUUGCGCCCCUCUACCACCAGGAGCGCUACCAGUUCACCCCAGCGCUGCAGACGCCAGCCUACAACCAGCUCGGAGCGCUGUGGCUGCCGUGGCUGCUGGCGGCGGGACUGGCCACCACCAACUACCAGCAGGCGCCGCGCCAGGGCCUCACGGAGCUGUACCGCUGGAAGCAGGUGGACCUGCAGUACCCCAGCCCGCAGGAGCACGCCGCGGCGCUGUCCUCCGGGGAGUUUGUGCCCGCCAACAACCUGCCCCUGGGGCUGGACUGCUGGGGGGACCGCGUGUUCCUGACGCUCCCUCGCUGGAAGCCCACGGGGGUGCCCGUCACCCUAGCCACGGUGCCCCGGUCCGGUGGCGGGGAGUCCCCGCCGCUCCGCCCCUAUCCCAGCUGGGCGUGGCACAGGGGUCCCGGCUGCGAACGCCUCACCUCCGUCUUCCGCGUCAACGUGGACCCGUGCGGCCGGCUGUGGGUGCUGGACUCUGGCCUGGAGGACGUGGCCUCCGGGUCGCCGCGCCAGCGCUGCCCGCCGCAGCUGCUCGUCUUCGACCUGGCCACCGACACCCUCUUGCACAGGUACCGCCUGCCCCGGGAGCAGGUGAAGGAGGGCUCGCUGUUCAGCAACGUGGUCGUCGACGUGCGAGCCGGCCGCUGCGACGACGCCCACGCCUACCUCGCCGACGUGUGGCGCUUCGCGCUGGUGGUGUACCGCCUGCGGGACGACACCUCGUGGCGGGUCGACCACCCGCUCUUCUUCCCCGAGCCGGCGAGCUGCCGCUACGACGUGCACGGCCUGGUGUUCCGCUGGACGGACGGCGUGUUCGGCCUGGGGCUGUCGCCGGAGGAGCGCGGGGACCGCACCUUGUUCUUCCACGCCAUGUCGAGCGGGCGGGAGUGCGCCGUGCCCGCCUCGGUGCUGAGGAACCAGUCCGCCGUGGACGAGAUGGGGGACCUCUUCGCGCAGCUGGGCGAGCCGCGCUACCCGGACAGGGCGCAGGCCUCCGCCUCGGGCGUGGACCGCCGCGGCGUGCUCUUCUACAACCUGGUGAGCCGGGAUGCCGUGGGCUGCUGGAACACCCGCCAGCCCCGCGGCCACGUGGCCGACCUGCAGGGCGUCGUGGCCGCAGACGGCGAGGCGCUGCGCUUCCCCAACGACCUCAAGGUGGACCACGGAGAGCGCCAGGCCGUCUGGGUGCUCAGCAACAGGCUGCACCAGUUCCUGUACGCGGAGCUCGACCCCGCAGAGCACAACUUCAGGGUGCUGACUGGCUGGGCGGACGAGCUGACCCGGGACACCGUGUGCGACCCGGACUACGUGGACGUGCCCCCUCGGGAGGACCUCGCCCCCCGGCUGGUGUGCCCCGUCUAGACCUCCUAUCUCAGGUGUGCUGAUCUCCUAGUCCAUCGGCACAACCUGAUUAUCCUAGCUGGGCACCGUAGGGUCACGCUCUCAUAGAGGCCCAAUCAGGAACACGGCGCGAGGUUUGCAUUCUAACAUGCGAUUAAAUGAUUCCUAGGAAUUUCCGUAUCUCUAAACUUAAAUCAUUGUUAGGGGCAUGCAUUUUUCGCGAAAUAAUAUGCUCACUCAUUAGACUGCAACAAGGUAUACCCUCUCUAGCGACUGCUCCCUUGUGAUUGGCCGCCGUCUGCGAGAGGAAGACAUCGCCCUGUCUGGCCGGGCCAUUCAGCACUGGAUGGCUGUGAUUGGUGCGCCUACAGUACACCUGCACCUUGAAUAAACCCAGUCAACCGCGAGACACAGACAAUGCUACAGAGUUUUAAGACACAGCUGGUGGGGAACAUCUUUUCGCGAAAAUUACAAGGUCCUACUCAUUGUUGCUAUUCUUAGGAGAUGUAACAGUUUCAAACGAAUGCAGUAUUCGUCACCUUAAAUAAGGUGGCCAUAGUGAUUUAAACCACCCGUCGGUUAGAUUUUGCCAGUCAACCGACUUGACCAAGGAUUUUCCAGCCCUAAAUUUUAUGCAUCAAUAGAAACCUUAUACAAAUUCACGGAUUUGUUUCAAGAUAGUCUAAAAUUAAAACAGUUAUACCCUAGUGCUGCCUCUGCUAUUGCCUCACAGAUGGGACAGUGAGCAACACUCGACCAAAGCUGUAUGGAAUCGCAGGCUGCUACGUUGGGACGUCUCACAAGACAGAAGCCAAUGAGAGGGGAAAUGUGGAAAUGUGGAGUCCAUCCCGGGGGCCAUUGAACCAGCGAAUUAUUCCAUUCCCUAAAGAUAAUGUUGUAAUGUAUACAUAUCCAUUGCUUUGACGAUUGAAUCGUAAUUGUUCGGACACUCCCCUACACGACUUUGGGCCAGUCAAAUGCCAGCUAGCAGUGGAGAGGCCCAAUCACAACCACCUACUACAAAUAAGGAGGGGGAGGGGGGAAGGGUCCCUACAGUAAGGAGUCAGCGAAUGUGUAGGAACUGGCAAAUACAGCACGUUCAGUGACAUUUAGAAUGGACUGCAAAAAUAACAUGUGCACUCGGGGAAAAUUACUCACGCUCAUUGGCUACUGAUUCACAAGACCAAUUAAUUAACUGGGCUGCUAGCUGUUUGCUACUUCUUUCGUUGAAGGUUAUGCAUCGUCUCAGAGUCCUUCAACUUGACUGUGGCCCAGUCAUAGCAGUUUGUAUUCUAACCUAUCCCAAAACGAAUCUACGAAUUGUUCAGGUCUCCACCAAUAUGAACACAUGUGUUGGUGGAGUACGUAUAAAUAGUGCAGUGAAUUUUAGGCUGACAACAAAUGAAUCCACGAAAUUUCCGUGUCCCUGAUUGUAUAUAAACAUCCCCCCCCCCCCCCC